This is a messenger RNA of Strongylus vulgaris, 375 nucleotides long. The record is from the annotation of a GenBank genome assembly. NCBI's taxonomy places the organism in Eukaryota, Metazoa, Nematoda, Chromadorea, Rhabditida, Strongylidae.
AUGCUCGAGAAACGCCUUGUCGACUAUAAUCCGUCAUGCUUUGAAGUGUCAAUAGAUCUUCCAAACUUCCUUGAAGCACGGGUGAGGAUGAUUGGAACUCCGCGUUCGGAGCAGCUGGACUGCACAGGAGACCAAGGAGGAUUGCGUUGCGCUCUCGAUGAGGACUUGGCAUGGUUGCCGGAUGUGAAGUUCACUUUUGACAUACUCAAAUUCUCCAUUCGUGAGGUUGCCCAAAAGUCUGCAACCAUUUUCAACAUAACUAAUAGGGUUGUGAAGACAUUCCCCAGCAUAUCUUGUUCAUUAAGCCUAGCAAAGAAGGAUGUCGUGAACUGUCACUCUAAGCAAUUAUCUAUCGCCUUGUGGAUGUCAGCAUGA